AGAGCCGGCGGCAGUUGAUCACGUGAUCGCCUACUGUUGUGCAGUUUGUACAGUGUUCUCUCGUAACCAAGUCGAAUUUUUUACGGGCCCUCCGUGCGGCGAAGAUACUAGAAUUAGGUGAAUGAAAACUGUGCCCAGCUCCGAUGGAUAUGAGAGGAAGAGAAAACGGCUCACAAGGGGGCGGGCUAGGUGGAUUUUUGGAUAACAUUUCUUCUUUGAGUUGCAUCGCUGAAGAAAGGCUGUGUCCCAACCCCAUCUGCAGGUCUCACUUUUCCCAGAUGAUGGUGGCAGAGUUCGUAGAACGCCAGAAUAGUUCCCCAGCAAAUGGGGAAACACCACUUCAUGCAUCCAGUACUCCAACCAACAACAAUAACAGUGCUGUAGCAAAUAAUGGGAACAUUAAUUGUACUCCAACUUCUGGAUAUUUAUUUAUUGAACAAAAUAUGGACCUCGGUGCAAUACCUCGAGAUGGAGAUAUGACUUCAAGUCCUGAGACUACCAACAUGGGUGAAAAUUAUCCUCCUGGAUUUGAUGUCAGUAGUCAUUUGCAGAGAAAAGAUUUGUUUUCUCAGAGGAAACAGCGGGAAUUCAUACCAGAUAAUAAGAAAGAUGAAAGUUAUUGGGAUAGAAGGAGGAGAAAUAAUGAAGCUGCGAAAAGGUCUCGAGAAAAACGUCGUUACAAUGAUAUGAUUCUUGAACAAAGAGUCGUAGAAUUGAGCAAAGAAAAUCAUUUUUUAAAAGCCCAGUUAGCUGCAAUUAAAGACAAAUAUGGUAUCAGUGGUGAAGCAGUUGUAAAUGUUGAACAAGUGAUGGCUACAUUACCUACAAAUGAUCAAGUACUAAGUAUUACUAAGAGGGCUAAGUUGAGCACUAAUGCCCUAACUCCCCCAAUAAUGUAUCCACAAAGUUCUGUGCCUAUACCUACACCUGUUAUACACCGAACAGCUAACACAGGACCAUCUCCACCUAUAGUACCAAUUCAUCAAGUGUAUACUGAAACAGACACUUUUCAAGAAAAUGACAGGUAUCCAUUCCCAUUUACUCCAGUCUUACCACCACUAAAUCCUCCUGUUUUAGAAGCUGCUGGAAACAGUGUGCUAAAUUUGAGCAGAAGUCGUCCUAAUGAAUCCCCUAUUUCUUACGAAAUUCCUCUUGCAUCUGGAAGUGGAGAGGUUCCUCUAGCUUCAAACAACAAUAGCCUCCCACAUAAACUGCGACAUAAAAGUCAUCUUGGUGACAAGGAUGUUGCAGCUACUGCAUUACUUUCUCUCCAUAAUAUUAAACAAGAGCCACCAUCUCGUGCAAGUCCUCCAUGGGAUGGAGAAGGAAGUAGUGAUGAAAGAGAUUCUGGAAUUUCACUUGGAGCAGAAUGGAUUAUGCCAGCACAUAAUAUAACAAAUGAGCAGCAUGCUCCUCCAACAUCUCCAAUUACUCAUGAUAUAAUUGAAAAUGAAGAUGAUGACACCCAUUUGAAAUCAGAAGUCGCUCGGCUAGCAUCUGAAGUGGCAAGCCUUAAGAGUAUGCUCUCUCGAAAAAAAACUCACAACUUGACUAUUAAUUAAAAGAAUGUGUAAUAUAUAUCGGGAAGUUGUGUUUAAAAACUUUACAUUGAUUUAAAUUGUACAGUAUUUAUAUAUAUAUAUUUAUAUGUGUAUAUAUAUAUAUAUAUAUAUAUAUAUAUAUAUAUAUAUAUAAAAUAUUUUUGUAGCAUUAUAGCUUAUCAAUAUAACUUUGACUCAUGAAAUGUUUCAUUAACAGGAAACUCAACAAUAAUGAUACAAUAUUUAAAUUUGGUUCCUUUUUUUACUAGUGUAUAUCUGGAAAAAUACAAAAUUUAGUGUAUCUAGUUAAUUUUAACAUUAUAUUAAAAAUAUAAUUAUAAUUGUAUUAAAAUUUUUGUAUUAUAUUUUUUCAAUGUUUUAUAGGUGACAAUAUGUAUAUAAUAAAUGUUAUUCUGUAAUAAUUUCUCAAAUAUAUAUGAAUUAUGGUUUUUAUGUUCACAAAUCUCUUUUUAUAAAAAAGUGAAAUAAAAUACAUAAAUAAAAAGUAAAAAAAAAAAAAAGUGAACAAAUAGAAAAAAAGGACAAUUCAUCAGUAGAUUGUUGUUUAGUGCCAUUCAAUAAAAUCUUGGAACUUAAAAAUCAGUUUUUAAGUUACUUAUUUCUAAUUUUUUUUUUCACUUAAUAUAAGGGUAAUAUAUUAUUUGUAAAAUAAAAUAUUAUCACACUUAAUAAAAGAGACAUUUAAUGUCUACUUUGAAAAGUCUAUACUAGGAAUAUCUAAAAGUAUAAAAACCAAUUCCUUGGUGUAAACAAAUUUAUAUUCAUUAAUGAGCACAAAUAAUAUCAGUCAAUUGCAUUGAAUUUAAUUCCUAUUUUUAAAUUUAUUUAUAUUUUAUUUAGGUUAACUUUGUAUAUUUAUAUUUAUUGUUAUUUAUUUAAUUACAUUUACUUUCUAGUUUUCUUUGGUUUUUGUAUGUAAUCGGUGUAUUAUAUUGUAAAAAGACAAUUGAUCAAAUCCAUCAUUUAUGCUAAGAUUUUUGAGAGACGAUUUUGUAUACUUUAUACUAAGAAGUACAUUUAUAUGUAUGCUAUAUCUUUUCUUGAUAAUAAUCAUAUCAUAAUAUGGUAUUGAGUAAUUAUUUGACCUAUUCUAAAUUAAGUUUCAAUUCUGAAGAUCUCUAAGUUAGUGUUUAAAUUUGAUUGUGGUUCAUGGUAUGUUAUUAAUUACAGCAAAUAUAACUUUAUAUACCACAGCACUUUAUGGUUCUUGUUCAUAAAUAUAUGAAAUGUUUAGAUUAAACAUUGAAAUUCAUAUCCAUGAGGUCAUGACAUGAAUAGCUGAAACUUUGCUGAACCAAACAGAAUAAUGGUUGAAGCGAAUGAUUUCAUCGCACAUAUUUACAUUUUCUAAAUAACUACAAUAGUUAGAAUAGAUAGUAAACAACAUAAUCUUUGAGAUUCAUUAAUUAAUAGUCAAAAGAUAGAUUCAAGAAAUAUGUUGUUGUUUUUUAAAUAAUUUUUAUAAUAAAAACGAAUUUUGAGUGUAUCAUAAUGCAUUACUUUCUGUUUAUUUCUCAUGUCUAUUUCAUGACAGACCUCAUUCCCAAUUUAGGCUCCUAGUCAUGCAGUUAAAUUGAUGUACUGUUAUGGUUUCUAAUGAAUUGCUUUUUCAAGGUCCACCUUUUAAAAUAAUACGUUAAUUCAUAGUAGAACAAAGUUAAUAACAAAGAAUAAAAAUGUAAAAUUAUGAAUUAUAAUUCUUAAUGAGAGGAAUGGAUUUCAAAUUGAAAAAUAUGUUUUUGAUAAUAAUCAUAAAGUCAAAAUUAAGAUUUCAAUCGUUUAUUUGUGUUUAUUCAUAAUCUUUAUUUAUUGUAAAUGAUGGAAAUACUUCUGUAAAUUGAUUUUUAUUUGAACAAAUUAUUUUAAAAUGUUUUUGAAAUAAAUUUCCCACUAGUAAUAGUAUAAAAACAUCCCAUUUAAAUUUGAAAAUGUAUGUAAGUUUGUAAGAAAUACAUAAGGAAUUUCUAUAUGUAAAUAUGUCUAAACAGAAAAAUAUAUAUUUACAAACGUAGAUCAUAAAACAACAUACAAUCCAAAAAUGUACAUAUUCAGAUGAACACUUGGAUUUUAAACUCAAGUUUAUGACACUUGAUCUUAUAUAUUUAUGUAUGAGCAUUCCUAAAUUUCUGAUUAAUAAUACCAUGUUAGGUAAAACUUAAUGUUUCAUGUAAAUUUAUUAUCAAACAUUCAUUAAUAUUAUGCACUCAUAUAAUAAGAAGUUUAAAUAAUAUUUGUAAGUGGUAUAUAGCUAAAACAUAAAUAGUCACUUUAGCUUGAGACUUGGGUUAUUGUUGAAUCAAAGAAGACAAAAAAAAAGUAUGCUAAACAUCUGAUUGGUUCUUCUUUUUUGUGCUUGUGUUUUCUUGGACUGAGCCUCCAGUUAACAAACUACAAAUUUUUAAAAAAUAAUAAUAACCUUGCAACAUUGUCUAUAACUUUGAUUGAUGUUAUUAGAAAAGAUUUUAGUACCACAUAAUAAAAUCCUAAAUAAUUAAAUUAGUACUAAAGGAAAAACAUUAAUUUUUCAGAAACGAUUCACUAUUUUUCAUAAAUAUUUAAUUACUAUAAAUUUUGGUUUUAUGGAGAUCUAUAAAGUUGUACUUAAAUUCUUGUUUAAAAGUAUUUAUUAAUGUCUUUAUGUUAUAAUAUGUUUGUGAUGAAUAUUUUAAAUAUAUGUGAUAUGAUGUCCUUUAUUUUUUUCUUAAUGUAAAUGUGGAAAUAUAAAUAUAAUUGUUUAUUUAUAGUUUAUCAA
Nezara viridula (southern green stink bug) is the source of this 4314-nucleotide messenger RNA. The record is from the annotation of a GenBank genome assembly. Lineage: Eukaryota; Metazoa; Arthropoda; Insecta; Hemiptera; Pentatomidae.